CGGAGUUUGGGGGAAACAGUAUGAUGACGUACGCUCUUGUGGUCACGUGGAAGAACAUGGCGAUGGCAGGAGACCCGGCCAGAGAUGGCAUGCCGACCAACACUUUCCAGGCCAUCCUUGUGACUGACCACAGGAAGACCUACGCCAUUUACCUGUACGAUGACCACAGGAUGCAAUGGGACCCACAGAUAACCCAGGAAAACCUGGUGGGCGGGAAAUGGCCGGCAUUCGUGGGUUACAUCAUCCGGGGGACAACCGGGCAGUUGACUGUUGUCGAAGACGAGAAUUCAAGACAUAAAUCGACCCUGGAGAACGGCCAGAAGAACUGCACGCAGCCGAACGUGUACUGUCUGGACAGGAAGUCCGGAGGGAGCUCCAUUGGGCCUGGCCGCUGGAGCUACAGGCUUGACGACAACGACGACUCCUACGUCAAUCCCCGAAAACAGUGUAUGAGCUGGUAUCUGGUGCAGGCUGACGUCACCAGGUUCGGUCCGCUUCCUCCAUGUCCGACCACCGCUGCGCAUGCCCAGUUGGACGCCCAAUGGAAGGCUGCCUCUGACGUCAGUUCCGGUGAUCGGCUUUGCUUUGACCUCAACCGACCUUUGUCGUCAUCAUUAGGUGGCAACAUGCUGUGCUGUUACCAAAUGCCAGAGGGCGCUUUCAUAAGAAACAACCGAGAGCGGUCGGGAACGUUUGAAAGGUAUCAAAGGGCAUCAGCUGAUGACAUCCAAGCGCGUGAAUCCUGUUGUCUGGACUACGGGAGCAAGUAUUGUGACAUGUACUUCGAGAGACGACCGAUGGGAUUCACUGAGGGAUACGUUCCACCGCGGACAUCGGCUGCAGCAGGAGAUCCGCACAUUCUGACCUUGGACCGAGUCAGAUAUUCGUUCAACGGCCUCGGGGAGUACCUACUCUGUCAAACAACGCCCUCUACCGCUUUAUCCCAGACUGCAGCGAUUUUUUCCUUGCAGGGCAGAACCCAGCUUGUGGACGUAGAACCGGGAAAAACUCCGAGAGCAACCGUCUUUAGGUGA
Molecule: messenger RNA, 1034 nt
Organism: Branchiostoma belcheri (Belcher's lancelet)
Lineage: Eukaryota; Metazoa; Chordata; Leptocardii; Amphioxiformes; Branchiostomatidae
Product: protein mesh-like
Exons: 7
Coding region: 21-1034 (337 amino acids)
Biological process (GO): cell-matrix adhesion
Source: RefSeq, a predicted model, not a curated record